Messenger RNA from Lucilia cuprina (Australian sheep blowfly), 1616 nucleotides. RefSeq lists its product as uncharacterized. The transcript is spliced from 4 exons. Gene Ontology annotation, biological process: sodium ion transmembrane transport. Bases 315 to 1511 code for a protein of 398 amino acids. Gene Ontology annotation, cellular component: membrane. NCBI's taxonomy places the organism in Eukaryota, Metazoa, Arthropoda, Insecta, Diptera, Calliphoridae. The record is from RefSeq and is a predicted model, not a curated record. Gene Ontology annotation, molecular function: ligand-gated sodium channel activity.
GAACUGGAACUAGAACUAAACUAGAACUGAACGAGAACAGAACUAGAAUUGAACUAGAACUGAACUAGAAAUGAACUAGGAGUGAAUUAGAACUGUUGUAAAAGCAGUACAACCCUUCUUAUCAUCCUGGCCAAAUCGCGUGCAAACUGCCUUCAGACACUUGUUAUGUGACAUAACAAAUGCAUUUCAAGUGUACAAAUCAUGUAGCAAUUAAAAAAAAAUAAUUAACUAACUCUUUAGGCUCUAAAUACUAAUAAAAAAUAGUCGUCAACAAACCAGCGAACAUUUCGGACUUAAAAAAUAAACAGAAAAUAAUGUACAUAAAAGUUCAACCGAUCCAGCCAACACCACCACCUUCAUAUCAUCUGGCUAACACCGUGCAACCUUCAAAGCAAAAGAAAAUCAUAAAAAAGUCAAACCCCGGUUGGCAUAGAGUUAAAAAGAUUCUCUUGAGUAUUUGGUAUUACUUCAAGUUAUAUUUGGAGACAUGUGUGGCCCAUUGUUAUGUCUAUCUUGUUAGGAAUGGUUUAACUAUGUUGGAGAGGAUUUUCUGGUUUAUUCUAAUGGCAAUUUGUCACUACUUUUGUUUUUUCAUUGCCUUGCAAUCUGUAACGCGAUUCAUGAGUAAAAACAGUUAUGUGGGUAUAGAACGUAACUAUUUCGAUUGGAAUACCACUUUACCGAGUGUCACCAUAUGUCCAAUGGAGAGACUUAAUAAGGAAAAGUUUGAUCACUUUUGCGAAAUGUACGAUAUUACCGAUGAACACAAGCAAGAAUUCUUCGAUUUUCUCGAACAUUUAGCCAAUUCUACAUAUAUUAAUUUUAACGAUAUACCUAUACACAAAACUGUGCAGGGAACAUUGGAUAAAAUUCGAUUGACACCAAAUCGUUAUAUGGAACUUAUAUACAAUUUAACGGCUGACGAAACCAUGAAUCCGAAUGAAAAACAGCGUGUGCGCACUGUGGACAAUGGCGCUAAUAUACACACUCGGCAAAUUCUAACUGAAUAUGGUCUGUGCUAUUUGACCAAUAGUUUUUUGCCUGAGGAAUAUUCCUCACGUUAUUUAAUAUUAGGUGAAUAUCCCGAGAAAAACAUCUACGAAGAGGAGGCUCAGGUGAGACCAGUUCAACAGGGUUCGUUUCCCGAUAGAUAUAUAGAUUACAAUUUCAUAGGAUUUCAAUCGGCCAUGGAUCUCUAUGGUCACAGUGCUUUUGAUGUCAUGAAGGUGGAUAAUAAUGUUGGCUACUCCACAGAGAAUUUGUAUUUUGAACCGACUGUUACUGAAAUAACAACGACUAAGAAUUUUGAGACAGAAUCAAAUGUUCGCCAGAGAAAUUGCCGCUUUAAUCACGAGUCUAAUUUAACCCAUUUUCCGAUCUAUACUAAAAAUCUUUGUAUGCAAGAAUGCCGUCUCAAUUUGGUAUAUAAAAUUUGCAAGUGUAUACCACAUUUUUAUCCAAAUCGAUGUAAGAUGUAUUUGAAAACAGUGUCUUUAAUCAAAAUGAUUUGAAAGUGAACUAGAACAGAACUAGAAGAGAACUAGAAGAGAACUAGAAGAGAACUAGAACAGAACUAGAACAGAACUAGAACAGAACUAAAACAGAACUAGAACAGA